AUGUUAGAAAGAGGCCACCAAGUCAUGGUCUUCGUCCACUCGAGGAAGGACACUGUCAUGACGGCGAGAAUGCUGAUGCAGAUGGCUGCGGAGGAAGGCCGCGAUGAUCUGUUUAGCUGCCAUGACCACGAAGACUAUACCUCAGCUCUUCGUGAUAUGAAACAUGCACGAGCAAGAGAACUCCGGGACCUGUUCGCUGCCGGAUUCGGUACACAUCAUGCUGGAAUGGCGCGAACCGAUCGUAAUUUGAUGGAGCGGAUGUUCUCUGAAGGUCUCAUCAAAGUGCUAUGCUGUACAGCCACAUUGGCUUGGGGUGUCAACUUGCCUGCAGCCGCCGUCGUGAUCAAGGGCACUCAGUUAUACAACCCCCAGGAGGGUAAAUUCAUCGACCUGAGCAUUCUUGAUGUGAUGCAGAUCUUUGGUCGUGCUGGUCGUCCACAAUUCCAGGAUACUGGUAUCGGAUUUAUCUGCACUACACACGACAAGCUGAACCACUAUCUCUCCGCUGUCACUGCGCAGCAGCCCAUUGAAUCACGUUUCUCUGCUCGACUUGUCGACAAUUUGAAUGCUGAGAUCUCACUGGGAACCGUGACAUCUGUUCCAGAGGCCGUGCAGUGGCUGGGCUACUCUUACCUCUUUGUGCGCAUGAAGCGCGAGCCGAGAAACUAUGGAAUUGAGUUUGCCGAGCUGCGUGACGAUCCUAUGCUAGUCCAGAGACGUCGGCAAUUGGUUAUACAGGCUGCUCGUGUUCUGCAAAAAAGCCAGAUGAUUAUCUUCAAUGACAAGACUGAAGAUCUUAAAGCCAAGGAUGUGGGUCGCAUUGCAAGCCAAUACUACGUUCUGCAAACCAGCGUUGAGAUCUUCAAUGACAUGAUGCGUGCACGAUCUGGUGAAGCAGACGUGCUGAAGAUGAUCAGUAUGAGUGGUGAAUUCGACAAUAUCCAGUCCCGAGACAGCGAAUCCAAGGAACUGCAACGGUUGCGUGACGAGGUCGCUCAGACCGAGGUUGACGGAGGGAACGACACGCCGCACGCGAAAACCAAUCUCUUGCUCCAGUCUUACAUCUCCCGCGCCAGAAUCGAGGACUUUGCCUUGGCCUCCGAUAUGGGAUAUGUUGCUCAGAAUGCAGCCCGUAUUUGCCGCGCUCUCUUCAUGAUCGCCCUGAAUCGUCGCUGGGGCUAUCAAUGUCAAGUCUUGCUUUCUCUAUGCAAGUCGAUUGAGAAGCAAAUCUGGCCCUUCGACCACCCGUUCCGUCAAUUCGAUUUACCACAGCCGGUGCUGAGGAACCUCGACGAAAAGCUGCCGAGUACCUCCAUCGAAUCUAUGAGGGAAAUGGAACCUGCAGAAAUUGGUCAGCUUGUUCACAACCACCGCAUGGGUAACACUUUGUCCAAGCUGUUGGACAAUUUCCCUACCCUUAGCGUUGAAACUGAGAUUGCUCCGCUCAACCGUGACGUGCUUCGCAUUCGUCUCUCGAUUUACCCGGAGUUUACUUGGAAUGACCGUCACCACGGCACAUCUGAAUCUUUCUGGGUUUGGGUGGAGAACUCGGAAACAUCUGAGAUUUAUCACCACGAAUAUUUCAUCCUGAGCCGCAAGAAGCUUUACAACGAUCAUGAGCUCAAUUUCACCAUACCACUUUCCGAUCCACUGCCAAGCCAGAUCUAUAUUCGCGUGAUAUCCGAUCGCUGGCUGGGCGCCGAAACUGUCAGCCCGGUUUCUUUCCAGCAUCUCAUCCGGCCCGACACCGAAAAACCCCAUUCUUGA
Penicillium olsonii is the source of this 1767-nucleotide messenger RNA. The record is from the annotation of a GenBank genome assembly. Lineage: Eukaryota; Fungi; Ascomycota; Eurotiomycetes; Eurotiales; Aspergillaceae.